CCCCCUCCCCCUUCUCCCUCCUUCAAGCAGCUUUCCUUGUCCUUUGUGGAGGUCCCUGGGUCCCACUCGGAGGCCAAAGAGAGCAAUAGCUCCGGGGCGUGUAUUGCUCUGUCUCUGUCCAAAGUUUGGCUUAACCCCUGAGGGAGAAAGGGUCUGUGAAGCGGUGAGGCACUUUGGCUGCCUCUGAGAGGGAAAAAGACGCGCGGGGAAGCCUCUCUCAGUGAAGGGAGGAGGGCUUUCUCUCCUCUUCCCUUUAUCUCUCCAAAGUUUGGCUUGGUUUUGAUUCAGCCUGAGGAAGGAAAGGGUCUCUGACCAGCGAGGAGGUUUGGUUGCCUCUGGGGGAAAGAGACACGCGGGAAGCCUCUCUCAGUGAAGGGGGGGGGGGAGGCUUUCUCUCCUCUCCCUUCUAUCUCCCCAAAGUUUGGCUUGGUUUUGAUUCAGCCUGAGAAAGAAAAAGGUCUCUGGCGCAGCGAGGCGGUUUGGUUGCCUUGGAGGGGAAAGAGACACGCGGGGAAGCCUCUCUCAAUGAAGGAAGGGCCCCCGUUUCUCUCCCCUUCCUUCCUCCCGAGUUGUAUUUGCCCGGAGCCUUCUCUCCUAGUCAUUCGUGGCUCCAAAGUUUGGCUUGCCCCUGAGGAAGAAACGGGUCUCUGAAGCGGAGAGGCGGAUUGGCCGCCUCUGUGGGAAAGAGGCGCGUGGGGAAGUCGCUCUCAGUGCAGGAGUGGGUGGGGGGUGCUUUCUCUCCCUUGUGGGGGGGCUUUCUCUUCCCUUCCUUCCUCCCUUCAAUCCCACACUCCUUCCUUCCUUCCCUCCCUCCCUCCUUUCGCAAGGUGGCCCCCGCAGCCGCCCUCUUCCUGCCCCGCUCUCUUUCCUCCCUCCUCUUGCUUCUCCUUCGCCUCAGCACCUAGAAGAGGAGGAGGAGGAGGAGGCGGAGGAGGAGGAGGCUGCUUCCUUCCCUCCUUUCUUCCUUCCUUCCCUCUUUCCCUCGUUCUCCGCCUGCAUCGCAAGGGGCGCCGCGCCUCCCCCCGGUGCCUCCGCCGCCGGGAUGCCAUGCCCCGCAGCCACAACCACCAGGAGCCGGGCGGCGGCUCAGGCUCGGGCUCGCUCUCCGCGGGGCUCUGGCUGAAGAGCGGCAGCCGGAGCCACAGUAGCGGCAGCGGCGGCAUGAAGGAUGUGGAGUCCGGGCGGGGCAGGGUGCUGCUCACGGCGGCGCCUUCCCGCGGGGACGGCCUGCUCCUCCUGGGGGGCCCCAGUGGCGGCGGCGGCGGCAGCGCCGGGCUGCGGGAGGGUCGGAGAGACAAGCCCGGCAGCGCCCGCAUGAGCCUCCUGGGGAAGCCGCUCUCCUACAGCGGCGGCAACAGGGGCGGCAGGGGCGGACACCCCAUCUACCGGCGCAACGCCAAGUACCGGAAGCUGCAAAACUAUCUCUACAACGUGCUGGAGAGGCCCCGCGGAUGGGCGUUCAUCUACCACGCCUUCGUUUUUCUCCUUGUGUUUGGUUGCUUGAUUUUGUCAGUAUUUUCUACUAUCCCUGACCAUAUAUGGCUUGCCACUAGUUGCCUCUUCAUUCUGGAGUCUGUCAUGAUCGUUGUCUUUGGUUUGGAGUUUAUCAUACGCAUCUGGUCUGCUGGCUGCUGUUGUCGAUACCGUGGAUGGCAAGGAAGAUUGCGAUUUGCAAGGAAACCAUUCUGUGUUAUAGACAUAAUAGUUCUCAUCGCUUCAAUAGCAGUUGUUUCUGCAAAAACUCAGGGUAACAUUUUUGCAACAUCAGCACUCAGGAGUCUUCGUUUCCUGCAGAUCCUUCGCAUGGUGCGCAUGGACCGAAGAGGAGGAACCUGGAAACUAUUAGGUUCAGUGGUUUAUGCACAUAGUAAGGAGUUAAUCACAGCUUGGUACAUAGGAUUUUUGGUACUCAUUUUUUCAUCUUUCCUUGUCUAUCUGGUUGAAAAAGAUGAAAAUGAUCAGUUUUCUACAUAUGCGGAUGCUCUGUGGUGGGGCACAAUCACUUUGACAACUAUUGGCUAUGGAGAUAAAACACCCCUUACUUGGCUAGGAAGACUGCUUUCUGCAGGAUUCGCACUCCUUGGGAUUUCUUUCUUUGCACUGCCUGCUGGAAUUCUUGGGUCAGGAUUUGCAUUAAAAGUACAGGAACAGCACCGCCAGAAACAUUUUGAAAAAAGAAGAAAUCCUGCUGCCAGCUUAAUCCAGUGUGUAUGGCGUAGUUAUGCGGCUGAUGAGAAAUCAGUUUCCAUUGCUACCUGGAAGCCUCAUUUGAAGGCCUUGCAUACCUGCAGCCCUACAAAGAAAGAACAAGGUGAAGCAUCUGGCAGUCAGAAGCUGAGCUUUAAAGAACGAGUACGGAUGGCUAGCCCAAGAGGACAGAGUAUCAAGAACAGACAGCCUUCUGCCUGCGACAGGAGAUCACCAAGUGCAGAUAUUACUGCAGAGGGCAGCCCAACAAAAGUGCAAAAGAGCUGGAGUUUCAAUGACCGAACGCGUUUCCGACCGUCUCUACGUUUGAAGAGUUCACAGCCCAAGCCAGUGCCAGAUACUGAAGCUAGCAUUGGUACCGAGGAUGUAUAUGAUGAGAGAGGGUGUCAGUGUGAUGUGUCAGUGGAAGAUCUUACUCCACCACUCAAAACGGUAAUCCGGGCUAUCAGAAUCAUGAAAUUUCAUGUUGCCAAAAGGAAGUUUAAAGAAACCUUGCGCCCCUAUGAUGUGAAAGAUGUAAUCGAGCAGUACUCUGCAGGUCAUCUGGACAUGCUGUGCAGAAUUAAAAGUCUUCAGUCACGGGUUGACCAAAUUCUUGGAAGAGGACAAAUUGCCCCGGAUAAAAAAAGUCGAGAGAAGAAUGCUUCAGAGAAUGAGACAGCUGAUGACCUUAGCAUGCUAGGGCGUGUUGUCAAGGUGGAAAAACAGGUCCAAUCUAUAGAGUCAAAAUUAGACUCGCUACUCGAUAUCUAUCAACAGGUGUUGAAGAAAGGAUCUCUGUCUGCACUAACUUUGGCUUCAUUUCAAAUGCCACCUUUUGAAUGUGAUCAAACCUCUGAUUAUCAAAGUUCUGUAGAUAGCAAAGAGUUGUCUAAUUCUGCCCAGACUAGUGAAUGUGUAUCCAGAUCUGCCAGUGUCAACAUGCCGUGUGGCCUCCAACUUAUCCUGACACCAAAUGAAUUUAACCCUCAAGCUUACUAUGCUUUUAGCCCAACUAUGCAUAGUCAAGCCACACAGGUGCAAAAUGACGGACCUGUCGUUCUAUCACCUAACAAUGCACUAAACCAAAUAAAUCAGGCAUCGAAGCCAACAACGCCUACAACAUUACAAAUACCCCCUUUUUCAUCAGUAAAGCAUAUCAACAGGCUGGAACCUAUACAUAUUAUUCCUGUGAGCCCACAGGAAAAUACUUCUGAUGUCACCGCUUGCCUUGUUGCUUCUAAAGAUAAUGGACAAAAUGCAAAGUCCAGCGUGACAAAGGACAAAUCAUGGAGGAAAAGCCUUGAUACAGAAGGAGAGCCCCUAAUCUCAGUGAAACCAAUCGCGCAAAUGGACAUAGGGAAAUCACUGUCGGUUCAAAAUCUUAUACAGUCAACAGCAGAAGAACUGAAUGUACAGAUUUCUGGAAGUGAAACCAGUAGUGCGAGAGGCAGUCAAGAAUUAUACAGCAAAUGGAGGGAAUCAAAAUUAUUUAUAACUGAUGAAGACUUGGAAGCAGAGAGAGAAAGUGAGACUUUUGAGGCCAUUUCCCACCCAUUGGUGGAAACCACUCUCUCUACAGACUCUCUGAGGACUGGAAUGUCAAGAUCAUCUCAAAGCAUUUGCAAGCCAGCAGACUGUACUGAUACUCUCAGCCUGCCUCAUGUCAAACUUAAAUAGCAUUUUGUGGAUUUUUUUCCAGAUGCUGAGUAAUCCUUUCAGUCAUACAUAGCAGAGCAUGGACUAUUUUGAAACCCUUUUAAUGUUUUUUUAAAUUAAAUUAAUUGGGAAGAAAGGCAGUUGUAUGAGUCCAUAUCUUUCAGAUGCAUGAAAAUGCAUGUUUAGGUGACUGAUAACAUUCUAAUUUAUACCUACAGUACACCAUUGCUUUUGUUUAGUACAGUAGGUAUAAAUAGGAAUCCCCAUGCUUCAGGUUUAUUAAAGAACAAAGAGAUCUGAACAUUUGGAACCUAUGGUACAGUAUUUCUAUAGUACAUAAAAUUUACAUGACAUGUAAA
Molecule: messenger RNA, 4205 nt
Organism: Anolis sagrei ordinatus
Lineage: Eukaryota; Metazoa; Chordata; Lepidosauria; Squamata; Anolidae
Gene: KCNQ5
Product: potassium voltage-gated channel subfamily Q member 5
Biological process (GO): potassium ion transmembrane transport
Cellular component (GO): membrane; voltage-gated potassium channel complex
Molecular function (GO): voltage-gated potassium channel activity
Source: RefSeq, a predicted model, not a curated record